GUACUCAGUCUAAUAAUGUAACUCAAACUUGCUGUGUACGCGCUCGAGCUGUGCUUGCGAAAUUUGCAAAGUUGGGAAUACAAACCACAACAACAACAACAACAGCAAAAAAAGAAGCAGAAAAUUUUGCUUUUUCGGGGGAAUACGGAAAUGAACAAAAGCAGCAAGUAUAUUGCAUAGAUUGCGUCGUCACAAAACUUAACGCGCAAGCAUAAAGUCAAAAUAAUCGAUAAAACAGAUAAGUGAGAAAGCCGCUAAAUAAAGACACAUACGCGACGGGACGGUAUGCAAAUCGGACAUACAUAUGUAUGUAUGUAUGUAUAUGCAAAAAAUAAAAUAAAAAUCCAGAACUAAACAAAAGCCUCUAAACAAAAAAGAAAGGAAAAUGGCAAAACGCAUAAAGCAACAACAACAACAAACACAUCACACAUACGCGCACAACAACACACGCUCACAAAGCGACUAAUGCAGGCGCGGACCGUUCAAAAGGAAAGGAAAAGUGCUCGUCGUUUCCCCUGAAAAUUGUUUAUGCACACGCAAGCAAACAUAUGUGCUAUAUGUAUGUAUGUAUGUAUGUGUAUAUGUAUACGACGUAAGGGUUUAUGCUGCAGUUAUGUGGACUGCUUUGUGUGCGCGCUCAUAAAUGUCGGUAAAGUCGAAAAUCUUUAUGUCUAAGCGGAAAGUCUGUUGCUAUUAACACAAAAUAUGUGUGAGUGAUAACGGUAAAAAAAAAUUCGUAUGUUAUUUGCGAGUUUGUGUUUCAGAUGUGUUGUAUUUGCACCAAAGUGACCUUUCACAGUUGGAUACGAAACGAAGUCAGCGCCGUGCGUUCAAACUCCCCCAAACGAAGCAGCAAUUUUACAUGAGCUACAGCAGCAAUAGCAAAUAGCAGCAGCAGCAGCAGCAGCAGCAGCAACAGCGGCAGUGGUGGCAGCGGCAUAGCCAAGAAAAGCAGUCACAACAGCAACAAUAACAACAACAACAACAAGUAUAACACAAAACAUCGGCAUUAAGUAUUACAACAACAACAAGUACAACAGCAACAACAGCGACGACGUCGAGUUUAGUAUCCUGUAAAGGCGCUGCUCACAAAAAUAUGAAAAAAUCGAUGCCAGACUCCGAUACUUCAGCAGUCACAGUCACAGCCAUAGCCAUAUCCACAACCAAAAUAGCAGCAGCAGCAGCAGCAGCCGCAGUAGCGGCAGUGUUAAGAGCAGUAUCAGCAGCUACACAACAACAACGACAACAACAGGAAUAAUAACAGCACACUGUCCGGUUGCAUUGCAGAAUUGAAUUCAUUCAUCGCCGCACUUUGAUAUAUUUUCCCUGAUUUUAUUUGCUGGUGGUGCUGUGGAAACAUUUCUGUUUCGCUGGGCAUAAAAGGAAAAGCCAGAAAUUGUUGUUACAUACAUAAACACACACACAUAUAAAUGUAGUUGUUGAUUUUCCGGGGUCUCCAACGUUUCCUUCUGCAUGUUACAAACUUGAUAAACCCUGUUCAGCGUAUUAAAAAACAAUAGCAACAAUAUUUUUUGUGCAAACAUUGCGCAAGCUAAUUGCAAAUAGUUAAACAAGUGACACAGAAAAGUGCUAUCAAUUAAAAUAGAAAUGCAUAUGCAGGCAAGCAGUCCAUAUACAUGCAUACACACGCAUAUGUAUAUACACAUGUUAAGUGCAUAAAAAUGAGUGUAGUUAAAAAAUAAAAAUAAUACAAAAAAAAACACAAAAUACAGUUAAAAUAAUUUUUCCACCUGCUCUUUCGCUCUCACGCUCUCUUCCACGCUCCCCGAAUGCAGAUUUUUAUAAAUUAUUAACCUACGCUUAACAUAAAAUAAAAUAAAAAUAACUUAAAUUAAUAAUAAUAACAAAUAAAUACGAAAUAAUGGCCACCUCCUCGGAUUUAUUGCAUACAAAUGAAUCGAAUAACUGUUCCGAUGAGUCGAUUAGCAAUUGUGCAAAUUCCAGCAAUCUAGCGGAGUCGCAAGCCGAUGAAGAAUCAAUACAAACAAAUAAUGCAGAUUCCGAAGCGGCAACGUCACCUGGUGUCCACGAAAACGAAGACGUUGACUCCAAAGCGGAUUUUGGUGCAACACCGUGUCACGAAAAGACAGAGCAGGCAGAGGCAGAGGUCGCGGUGGACGAACAGCCACAGCAGCAAGCGCAGCAACAGCAGCAGCUCGAGCCAGUGGAGCAAACAACAACACUUGUUUCAUCCUCCGCCACAGAAACACAGCGACCAGAGGCGCAUAGCAAUUUUUCACCAGACGAAAUACCCGAACCUAUUAAGGUGCUAGAUGAUAUAAUCUCUGAGUUCGAAGAUACAUCAAAGCCAGCGAACGCAGGUGGUAAUGGUGAAAAUCAAUCUGAGGACGAUGGCUACAUGAGCCUUAGUCGCAAGAACAUGCAUAAGCAAGAUUUCGAGAACGUCUCUCAGAGCAGUAUUGGCAGUAAUGUACCACCCAUUACCACACCAACUAAAGAGUUUCACGAAUUUAACAACACUACAGAUGUUACCUGCCAAAGCCUGGAAACACCUGCCGAACAGAAUAUUAUACAAUCCACAUUGCCAAAAGCGCGUCCAGCCUCGGCACUGACGAGCAACAACUACUCCAGUCUGCCAUGUUGCGGUGCGCGCUCCACAUCAUUGGAUGGUAAAACUACGCGUGGCGUUAGCUGUAAUGGUGAACGUAAUAAGCUGGGUAUUGACAUAAGUGCGGUACAUAAUGCGGUAUUACGUGGAGGAUUGGCGAAACUGCCAGAGCCAAUUCUAAAUGAGCAUCCCGUUACAAUAUACCCUGGCCGCUAUUCACCACCUUCCGAGAAUAAGCGCGUAUCCAAUCGUCCACAACGUAUAUUAUCCUCCGUUGAGAAACACAAAGAAGUUUGCCAUAUACUUAAUCCUUUGUCCUCGAUCUCUUCUUCAUCGUCGUCGUCAAGUUCGAAUUGUAUUGGUCUGAUGGAUAAUAAAGCGUUGGAUAUACCAAAUAAUAUUUUGAAAAAGCCAUAUAUACGUAAGGAUAACAUUGCAAAUGAAUUUAGGUUAGUAAGUGAAGAUGAUUUCUCGGACGAUUCAAUUGAAGAGCAAUCAUUAUCGCCAAUUACAUCGCACUCCUCACCACACAAACAAACCGGUAUUGCGUGGGAAAUACAUUUUAAGAGUAACAAAAAGAAGUCGAAAAGUUCAGCGAAAAAGAAAUCGACACGAAAGCAUACUCUCGAUUGUGUUGCUACAACGGAGAAUGGUGUUUACCCCUUACCCAUUGUGGCUAGUGACGUCUUUUACACCAAAGAAAAUGAACGCGCUUAUCGCCGAGAACCGAUUGUUAUAGACGCCUUGGAUGGGUCCGAUCAAUACACAACAUCCUCUGGGGAUAUUUUAAAUCACUGCAUGUAUCGACACGGGAAUACGAGUAUGUUGGGUAAAGGUACUUUUAUCAUACGACGGCCCACAAAUAAACCACCAACAGCAAUGGAUAUAUUUCAAAAGGAUGCUGAAGCGCUCGAUCGCGUAGAUACACGUGACCAAAGCGACUAUGAAGAGUUCUCUUCCAUGGAGGGUCAUGAAAACUGUAGGCCGAGUGAGACAUUAGGCGCGAACGUUAGGCAUAGCGGAGAAUUAGUGGCGCCACAAGGACCAACCUUGCCAUCACCGCGUGAUCGUCUUUCUUUAAAUCUCGAGCCACAAUUACCAAAUAUUUUUACCAAAGAAAUGCUGGCUGUGCAUAAAGGCGACCGCUCGUCGUCUGAAGAACUUCUUGUCCCUGUUAAGAAGACAUCACUUAAUAGAGAACCCAAGAGACGUAGCACCGAUUCGAUCAACACAAAGUCUUCGAGUUAUGAAGAAACUGAAGAAAAUGAGCCUAACGAAGUUGCAACCUUUAUUUCGGGUAAAAAUAGUUUUGAUGCGUGCAAUAUGUAUGGCUACAAGAAUGAUGCAGCAGGCUGUUUAAAAGGACAAGAGUUUUCGGACCUCCGCUCCUCAACAACAACGACUCCGCGCACCGAUCUUGCACCAACACUUGAAGAGGAAGAGGAACAAUACAGUGACUUUAGCUAUAGUGGAGCGCCAGGUAAAGAUACAGACAAGGUCGAUGGCAAUAUAAAUGCACUGCUACGUGGAGAUAUUGCCGCCGUACGCAUCGUUGAAGGUGGUGCACAUCAUAAACGUCCACUCGAAUUUCGUCCCGGUGUGCAUAAGUCUGAGAGUGCCAAAGAGAUGUUAUUGUCUCAAAGCGCGUUUGGUCCAUUGCCGCCUUCGCCACCGUCAUCAAAUCCCGAUCUAUUCGAUUAUGAUGCUCUGCCACUGCCACCAUCUCCGAAAGAUCCGAUCCUAGUGAACGAGAGCAACCGUAGCCUUGGCAAAGGCUUUAAGAAAACGACAACUGCCGAAAUACAUACGCCGUCCUCGUUGGGCGGCGAGGAACGACGAAAUCGUGACAAUAUGAGCGCUUUGCGUUAUCUCAGCAACGAAUUGCCACCAUUACCACCGCCUGCUUUUGAAAAUAUGCCACCGGUUGUGCCCCCACAUCGUGGCCACUCGGCGAAUACGAUGAAAUCUUGGUCCAUUGAUUCGCAUUAUAAGAAGCGAUCGCCGAAAAUGUUAGGUUACGGUAGUGGUAUUACUACGCCAACGGGAUCACAAUAUGAUGGCUCGUAUUCAACGAAACGUUAUGUUUCCUAUGGCACCAAGCGUAGUCUGAAACAGUCACCACGCGAAGAAUUGCGUUUGCAAACUUCAUGCAGUCUGCCGGAGACACCAAUUUUUGCAAGAGGAAGCUGUGACAUACCGCGCACACCGUUCAGACGUCAACCCGAAAGUGCCAUAAGUGGUUCGCGUACAGCGCCUCGUUCCAGCACCUCACAUAGUAUUAAUAUGGGUAACACCAUGGGCGGUAUUCCGGGAGGUGGCAACACCUUCGGUGCUGGCAUGUGCCGUCAACGUUCCAUGAAUCACGCGCUUGCAUCGAACGAGAUGUUGCGCAUGGCUGGCGCACCGGCGCGCGGCUGGUAUCCCAAACAACGUUCCAUGCGUCCCGCAUCUACCGAGAAUAUUGAUCGUCUCAGUUCGUCGCGCGUUUGGGAUAGUGCAGCUGGCAUGUCUGGGACUGGUCAGUCAAGAAAACCAUUGACUUUGCCACCAAAUUUGACGCCCUCAUUUUUAAAUAAAUCACCAAGAGAAGCUCUGCGUCGCGUAACAAGCCUUUUGAUUGCGAAGAAAAAGAACACUAAAGAGCGCAAGGGCAAGCCAUAUUCGGAUACCACUUUGGAUGGAAAUCUACCAUUCGAACAAGAAACUGGUGAGCAACGUUUUCGAACACUCCCACCCACGCCAAAGGAACAGGCGCGCAAUUUUAACAAUACGUCACAGAAGCCUCAGAAGAAAAAAGGCCUUUUCAAAAGCUUAUGGAAAAAAACAAAACACUUUUCAUUAGAUCAAUAAGUAAAACAACAAUAACAAACAUGCAAUUAAUUAAAUAUACGAAAUAUUUACACAAUUAGCACACAAAACCUUACCCAUCCAUCCAGAAGAACCAUAAAACCACAUAAGAAAACUUAGCCAACCACACACCCACACAUAUACACACAAAUACAAACAAACACAACUAACCGUGUUGCACCAGCGAUUAACAACUAUUUAUUAUCGUUAUAUACUCACAGUAAGCGUAAGUUAUAGGCCGUUGAUAUGAUGCUAAAACAUAAUAUACAUAGGUACAUACAUACAUACAUACGUACAUAUUGAACACAGCAGCGUGAAUGAAGCAUUAGUUAUGCUAUGCCAGACAAAUUUUUACAUAAAAUAUACAUAAAAAAUAUUAUUACCGACAAGCAUCAAUACACAAAAUUACGCGUAAAUUUCAUUGAAAACAAAAACAAAAAACAAAAUUAUUGAAUAAAUAAAAUAAAUUUAAAAAAUUAGUAAUUGAAAAAUACGAUACACAGAGUAUAGAAAUGCACAAAGCCGCAAAACUAAAGACUGAAUUUAAAAAAGGAACAAAAAAUUAAAUAUUGAUUAUGCAAAUAUAAGACGUAACUCAGUUCAGCUUCACAUAACUAAAAACAGAAAACUAAAAAAACGAAUAAAAAUAAAGCAAAAACAACAAUUACUUCCAAUUUUUUAACGUUUUCGAAGAAAAAAAUAAUAAAAAUGUUCAGACUUGCACGCAUCUAAGAGCUAAAAAUAAAGAAAAAAAUAAAAAAAAAAAUUAAAAACUUUUCGUCAACAACUUUGGUACCAACAACUAUGUCGUAGAACUUACAGCCAAAAUUUCGAGACUUACUGGUGUAUGUAUAAAUUGACUGUAACUAAUUAAACUUUAGUAAAACAAUAAAGAGAAAACGCCACAAAAACCGAAAGAGGCAGGCGCGCCUAGUCAACAAAAAAUUAUUACAUUUUUUAGUUUGUAGUUUAAUGUACUUAUUUACUAAAACUCUUCCACUUACUUACAUACACACUUAUUAUAUAUUUAUAACGUAGCUACUAUAACUACAAUUAGCAAUACCUAUGUUGGGUUAUACUAUUUAGAAUAUGUAUACUUUUGGCAUUUGUGAAUGCAGGCUUUCAUCUAAUGUUUUCUUUAGACUGUUAAGCAUACCUACACACACAGACACACAUGUAUUUAUUGAAGAUAUAUAUUUUUAAAAAAUAUUUGCUCCCAUAUUUUUAAGCAAUAUUUGGCACCUGCAUACAUACAUAAAUAUAUAUAUUAAGGCAACAGUAUGUAUGUAGCCGUUAAAAAAAGUAUUAUUAUUCUCAUUUAUUUAUUUAAGGUAUGUACACAUAUGUAUGUAUUCUAUAGUCAUUUUUUAUAAAGCAAAUAAAGUUAGCAGAAAAAAACUAAAGCAGUUAGUAGGAAAGCACCGAAAUUGUAAUAACACUCAAAUGAACUUAUUUUUAUGAACGUUAGAUUUUCUUCUACGAUUACAACAAUAACAAAUGUUAGGCACAUCAGCCGUAAAUGAGACUUGUUUACAGCCGACAUCAACGAAAAAGUGGGAAAAUAUUAUUAACAAAAUAUUAUUAAAAAAAUAUUUGAAAAAAUAUUAAAAAAAUGAUUGCAAAAAACACUAUUUAAAAAAAAAAUUAAAAAACACUAUUUAAAAAAAAUAAUUAAAAAACAUAUUGAAAAAAAAUUAAAAAAAAAUUUAUUAAAAAAAAAUAAAUAAAAAAAAAAAAAAAAAAAAAAAAAAAAAAAAAUAAAUAAAAUAAAAAAAAUAAAAAAAAAAAAAAAAAAUAAAUAAAAAAAAAUAUAAAAAAUGAAAUAUUGAAAAAAUUAUUUAAAAAAACUAUUAAAAAAAAAUUAUUGAAAAAAAAACAUUAUUGAAAAAGGAAAAAUAAUAAUAAAAAAAUAAUAACAAAAAAAUUUAUAAUAAAAAAAAUUCAUAAAAAAUAACAAUAAAAUAAAAUGAAUUAUCAUAUUUGUAUGUAGUGUGUGAGCACUUGUAAAAGGUCACUAAUGCAUUCAAACUCAAUUGGAAAAUGAUGUGUUUUUAAAACAGUGAGAAAAUAAUAAAAUACAAACAAAAAUGCAAUUUUGAAACCAGUCGAAAUUGAGAAAGCACUUUGAAUAAAAUUUAAUGGGCAAGAAUGUCAAAAA
Molecule: messenger RNA, 7595 nt
Organism: Bactrocera neohumeralis
Lineage: Eukaryota; Metazoa; Arthropoda; Insecta; Diptera; Tephritidae
Exons: 15
Coding region: 1883-5440 (1185 amino acids)
Source: RefSeq, a predicted model, not a curated record